AUGAAGGUUGAACUGACGUUCUGCCACGUUCUGUGCCUGCCUCAUUCUGGCCCGACGCCCGAAUCCGGAACAGAUACAUUGGCAUAUUUUUGCUCUUGCUGUCCCUUCUGUAUGCACAAAUCUAAUCUAACGGUCACGGCUAACUCUCUCUGGGAGCCUAGCUUCUGCCUCGUGGAGAACUAGCGUAAGUUGUAUCUCUCAUAUGCUGCCGUAUGGACGGGUAACUGGGUCUGUGACCGUGUGCUAUUCGUCACCAAAGUCUGCCGCUCCGUCUCACCUCAUUCGUCCCGACCGGGCCAGCCCAUCCUCGAGGUUGUAGCUGGAGCUAGAAAAGUCUAG
Protopolystoma xenopodis is the source of this 339-nucleotide messenger RNA. The record is from the annotation of a GenBank genome assembly. NCBI's taxonomy places the organism in Eukaryota, Metazoa, Platyhelminthes, Monogenea, Polystomatidea, Polystomatidae.